AUGCUGACGACAUCUGCCGUGGAGAGUAGACAAGAACGGGCUAGCCAGGUUGGUGUGUUUGUCAAUGCUGGACCGUUUUAUUUCCCAGACAUGUUCACUGCGUUGGGCUUUGAUGGAGCUGCGGGUGUGAUGGUUGCGAUUAUCGGUGGAUGUGCUCUACUUCCAAUCAUCGCAGUCCAAUUCGUUUCGACACGCGCAGAGAAGCGCUAG
This is a messenger RNA of Penicillium crustosum, 210 nucleotides long. RefSeq names its product Major facilitator superfamily domain general substrate transporter. NCBI's taxonomy places the organism in Eukaryota, Fungi, Ascomycota, Eurotiomycetes, Eurotiales, Aspergillaceae. The coding region runs from base 1 to 210 and encodes 69 amino acids. The record is from RefSeq and is a predicted model, not a curated record. The transcript is spliced from 2 exons.